Molecule: messenger RNA, 1380 nt
Organism: Salvia splendens (bonfire salvia)
Lineage: Eukaryota; Viridiplantae; Streptophyta; Magnoliopsida; Lamiales; Lamiaceae
Exons: 1
Coding region: 120-830 (236 amino acids)
Source: RefSeq, a predicted model, not a curated record
AGCCUAAAACGUUUUUGUCGCGCGAUAAUAGAGUUUUUUCAACUCAGUAUUUGAGAGCGCCAACAAGUAGUGAUAUUGCUAGACUUCUAUAUAUUGGUGAACAACAUGGAUUUCCGGGGAUGUUGGGCAGUUUAGGUUGUAUGCAUUGGAAAUGGCAAAAUUGUCCUACCGGGUGGAGUAGUUCACGUUCAGGUCGUAGUGGAAAUCCUACGAUUAUUCUUGAAGCUAUAGCGGAUUAUGAUCUUUGGAUAUGGCAUGCUUAUUUUGGAUUCCCUAACACCAGCAACGAUGUUGAUGUGAAUGUGUCAGCUUCAUCUAAUCUUUUAUAUAAUCUCACUCAAGGUAUUGCUCCUAUAGCUCAUUAUGUUAUUCAAGGAAAAGAAUACAAUAUGGGUUAUUACUUAGCUGACAGUAUAUAUCCGAAAUGGUCUACGAUUGUGCAAACAAUUGAAGAGCCUCGUUAUCCAAAGACGGAAUAUUUUGCAAUGAAACAAGAAGCAUGCAAAAAAGAUUUAGAACGCGCUAUUGGUGUUCUUCAGGCACGUUUUACAAUUGUGGUAGGACCUGUGCGUGAUUGGGAUAAAGAAGCAUUGCGUGACAUAAUGAUUACAUGUAUAAUUUUGCACAACAUGAUAGUUGAAGAUGAGCGCGAUUUUACUUCUCCAAUUGAAGUUGCUAGAGAGGCGCCAAAACCAGAAGUUGAGAUGGCAACCAAUCAAGAUGCUCGGUUUCAAGAGUACUUGUCUUGGUAUGAAGCGAUAAGAACUAAAAAUGCUCAUCUAGAACUCCAAAAUGCUUUAGUUGAUCAUUUAUGGGAACGCUCUAGUUGAUCAUUUAUGGGAACAACGUUCAGAUUUCAAAUCUUAGAUUUAGCUAUCUUACGUGUUAGUGGAAUAUCUUAUGUAAUAGUGGCACGUUUAAUGUUUUUCAGCUAUUUAGAUUGUUCAGUUUAGUGGAAGUUUGUUUUGAAAUCGUAAAUUUUAGCUAUUGUAUGUAUGUUGUAAAAUAAUGUAAUUGAGGCAUGGUUAAUGUUUUUCAGUUAUUUAGAUUGUUCAAUUUAGUGGACGAAUGUUUUUGAAUUUUCUGUAUGUAUAGUCUAUAGAUGCAAAUUUGAAGCAGUACUCGUAAAAAAAUGUCAUGAAGGUUGUGGCAACACAUUGCAGGAUGAGAUAAACAUAUCUUCACAGUUUAUUAGAAAUAAUUAAAAUGCCAUGAGUUAAAAAGUACAGGAUUGUGUAAUAGUAAUUAUAAAGGAAUUGGAAUCGAUAUAGAUACAGAAUAGAAAUUUAUACCUAAUUUACGGGUUGAAAUUAUCUGUAUAAUUAAAUACAUUCUGUCAAUAUAUAUAAUAAUCACAAACAAGCUUAACAAUCUACUACA